GAUCGAUGGACCCGAUUUCGCUGGUGAAAAUGACAUGACGUUACAACCUCCACACACCUGCAAUGAUCAUUCCGAACGAACCGCAACAACAUGAUGUCCCUGCCGCCUCAUUCCUUACGACCCGCAGGGCAGCCUGAGGCAUGAGAGAUGCUUUCACUCCGCACCGCAGCCAUCGUAACCCGAGGUUGUUGUUCCCCCAGCCCCAGUCCCAGCACCACCACCACGGCAGCCACAGCAGCUUUCACCUCACCCAAACCGGAACAAUUCCGGGGCGGGAUCUACCGCCGCCAACGCUCACUGGCAACGGCAGCCCGCGCGUCUGUUGAUGGCAGCGGCGCGUGUCACCAAAACACUCCAGCGCAUUCCUUGAACAAUUCCAGUGGUGCAGGCGAAAUCACGUUACUGGCGUCGCUGCAGCGUGCAUAUCGUCGCCGUCGUCGCAAACCACCGCAUGCGCCGCCAAUCUAUCCUUUAUACCGCUUCAUCCUGCUCAUCUCUUCCACUUCUUUCCUUGUCUUAGUAUUGCCCGACACUCACACCCUGGACCCGGUGUACUGCAUCGCUGGCGGUGAAUGUGCAGACGGCCCACAACCAAAACCAUCCGAUAUGGACUACUCCUCCGCGGCGACCAUGGAAAACGCCAGGCCCUCUGGCUUGAAACGGCCGUCCAAAUUGCCUGCCUUCAAUGGCACCAUGACUCGGACAUUGCUUCAAGAGACGACCGCCAGUGAUCUCAAUUCUCGCUUGACGGGUCAAGUCAUGAAUUUCCAACAGCCUCAGGUCAAUCCUGCUACCAACAAACACAAGAUCACCGGACUACCCGAGCCACCAACAAAACGCAAGACCCUAGUCGAACGUGCUGGGGAGCCUCCGGCGACGACCCUGAAAUCUCAGAUUCCUGGCAAAGCUGGAAAUGUAGCAGCUUUUGGUCUGCGACAACCCGGUUCACUCCUCACGCACCGCGCCCAAUCAAAUACACCUGCAAUCAGCUAUCAAAAUGGCAAUCGGCCCGCCAGUCGACAAGCAAAUGUCUCCCGAGCCAUGGCACCUCCACGGCCACCGAGCUCAGCCGAGGUUCUUGGGAAUGGUUACGAUCAAGAGUCGGAUCAGGAAUCAAGCAUGUCAGGCUCACGCAAAGCCUGGGACACGCAGGGUCGUCUCGACGACAUGGAGCGCAUGUAUUCACGCUUGCGAUCUCAGAUGGAGUCAGCCUCUGACUCUAAGAACGCAAUUGAGGAGUCUCUUGCCAUGUACAAGACACGAGUGCAAGAGAUGACUUCGGAGAACCGCGAUCUCUCCCACUCAAAUCGCACGCUCGGAGCCGAUCUGGAUCGGGCGCGAAACGAGCUUCACACCAUUUCAACAGAUCUUCGACAAGUCCGUCGCGAUCACGAACGUGAGACCGCGGACACAGAAAAGAAAUAUCAACGAGAACUUGCGGAAAUUCAACUAAGAAACGAAAAGGAGUUGCUUCGGUUUGAGCGGGAGCGGGAAAAGACCGCUGAUAGACAUGCGCGUGAGCUGGAAGAAGAGAAGAAAGCUUGGCUGAAGCAGAAAGACCAAGAAACGGCCGACAUGACAUCACAACACUGGGAUGAAAUGGAGGAAUUGCGGGUAGAGCACACUCAGGCAAUCGCUAAAUUGCAAAAGGAGCUCGAUGGACUACGACAGGCAGGCGAAAGCCGAGCGACAGAGACAGCAAGCGAGGUGCAAAUACUAAGAGAGUCCUUGACGAGUUUACAGAGUCAACUAGAUGCAAACAAUACGACGAUGGACAGCCUACGGAGUCGAAUCACUACUUACGAGGCUAAGAUCACUGUGCUUGAGCAGGAAAAGCUAGGAUUAGUCUCCAAGGCGCACUUCUUGGAGGGCAAUCAAGAGAUGCAGAGCCAAGAAUUCACAACAAUGAGCCAGAAAUUGCAAGAUGCCGUCGAAGCACGCGAGAAGGCAUUGGAAAUUCUGCGCAGAGAGGAGGCAUUGCGACGAAAGCUCAACGCGACAAUCCUCGAGCUCCGCGGCAACAUCCGAGUGUUCGUACGUACACGACCACUGCUAGGAGAGGAGACCGAGCCAUGCAAGAUAGAUCUGCCAGACGCAGACUCAUUGGAUGGUUGCAAGGAAAUGGUAGUACACGCGCCCACCACUCAGACCGCGACCGGUAAACAGGUCAACAACAAGCACAGUUACGCAUUUGAUCGUGUCUUCUCACCUGGUACACCCAACUUGAAUGUCUUUCAAGAAUGCCAGGACCUCAUUCAGUCUGUGGUCGAUGGAUACAAUGUCAGCAUCCUCUCGUAUGGCCAAACCGGUAGCGGAAAGACAUACGGAAUGUCGGGACCUGACGGCAUCAUUCCCUCUUCAAUCCGCUUUUUGAUGUCAGAAAUGUCUCGUCUGAAAGAGAAGGGCUGGGAGUAUGCAAUCGACGCCUCUUUUGUUGAAGUCUACAACGAGACCAUCAACGAUCUUCUCGGCGAUGCCAAAACAUGGGAGAACGACGAGGAUGCCGCCGAUCUUCCUCUGGCAGCGAGCACUCGCAGCGGCAGGAAGAAGGAAAAGCACGCCAUCCACCAUGAUGAUGCGACCGGCAAGACCACAGUGACGGGCCUCACCAGUGUCAGCCUCUGGCCACCUCCAUCCUCCGACUCGACCAGCACUGUUGAGGACGACGCGACCUACACCACCGAGGCCAUCAACACGCUCCUCGACACUGCCUCAAGAAACCGCCGUGUCGCAGCUACCAAAGCCAACGAACGCAGCUCGCGUAGUCACAGCAUCUUCAUCCUCACCCUCCGCGGCAACUGUCCAGCUACUUCGGAGACAUCGGAAGGUAUCCUCAAUCUGGUGGAUCUCGCAGGUAGUGAACGCCUGAAGCAGUCUGGCGCAGAGGGCAAUCGCAUGAAGGAAACACAGGCCAUAAACAAGAGCCUGAGUGCACUAGGCGACGUAAUCGCCUCCCUCGGCGCCCGCGGAGGCGGUUCUGGAAAUGGAGAAGGCCAUGUUCCGUAUCGGAACAGCAAGCUGACCUAUCUCCUCCAAUCUUCCCUCGGCGGGACCUCUUCCGCCGGCAAAUCCUCCCGUACCCUCAUGUUGCUGCAUCUCAGCCCGUUGCAGGCUCAUUGGCAGGAGUCGAGGAGCAGUCUUUUGUUCGGAAGCAAAGUCCACGGGACGCACAUUGGUACUGCGAAGAAAAAGUAGAUGCUCAAAAAAGAAAAUCUGGGUCAUGAUGAAUUGUCCAUAUUUUCUUGUCUGGUUUGAGGAGUGCUGGAGUCGGUAUUUUUUGUUCUUCUCUUCCGAAAUUGGUCAGGCAAUGAAGGAAAUGAGAAAAGUUCCGAAACUUUGCAUGAAUGGAAGGAUUUAUGAUCAGUCCCGUAUCGUGACGAUAGUCUUCUUGCUGCGAUGAGAAUCAUAAUCUCUGGGAGUUUCGCGAACACGUGAUCUUGAACAAGCAUCUAGACAUUCUCAUGGAUAGUGUGGAUUCUCGUAUUCAUCUUUAAUAUCGUUUGCGAAUUCCUGUCUGAAUAAAGAAAAGAAAAGAUAUUUGCCUCCAGAA
This is a messenger RNA of Dissoconium aciculare CBS 342.82, 3550 nucleotides long. Its product is annotated as kinesin-domain-containing protein. The coding region runs from base 148 to 3195 and encodes 1015 amino acids. NCBI's taxonomy places the organism in Eukaryota, Fungi, Ascomycota, Dothideomycetes, Mycosphaerellales, Dissoconiaceae. Gene Ontology annotation, biological process: microtubule-based movement. The transcript is spliced from 5 exons. Gene Ontology annotation, molecular function: microtubule binding; ATP binding; microtubule motor activity. The record is from RefSeq and is a predicted model, not a curated record.